Messenger RNA from Hyaloscypha bicolor E, 522 nucleotides. RefSeq lists its product as uncharacterized. NCBI's taxonomy places the organism in Eukaryota, Fungi, Ascomycota, Leotiomycetes, Helotiales, Hyaloscyphaceae. The annotation marks the transcript as partial. The transcript has a single exon. The record is from RefSeq and is a predicted model, not a curated record.
ACCAUAGCCAAUGGCCAUGGAAUCAUCACUUCUCCUACCGCACGUUCAGCUGGGGCUGCCAUGAAAGCAGUCUGCGGUCAGCAAGUCACCGACAACCUCCAAUCAAAUGAGUACGGAGACAUCCAGCAACUCAUCGAAAUCGGUGCCUCACAGAAGGAUUUUCACCCCGCUUCAUGCGACGUCAGCCUUUGCAAGGGCCUGCAGUUCGACGACAACUCUGCCAACAUUCAGAACUUCACCGCCGGCCAGGUGGUUCCUAUCAAAGUCGAUAUUCAAGCCAAGCAUACCGGUACAGCGAAUGUCUCCAUCGUCGAUACGGCGUCGAACACGAUGAUAAGCAAGCAACUCAUCUACUUUCCAGUAUAUGCGAGUACAGCGACAGAUAUUCCAAAGAACCAGACACAAUUCAACAUCACAAUGCCUGACGUCAGUUCACAAUGCUCGACCGCGGGCGUCUGUGUUGUUCAAUGGUUCUGGGACUCCAGGGAAUCCGACCAAACCUACAUAAGCUGUAUUGACUUU